This is a messenger RNA of Seriola aureovittata, 5619 nucleotides long. Its product is annotated as proton myo-inositol cotransporter-like. Gene Ontology annotation, molecular function: myo-inositol:proton symporter activity. Gene Ontology annotation, biological process: transmembrane transport. NCBI's taxonomy places the organism in Eukaryota, Metazoa, Chordata, Actinopteri, Carangiformes, Carangidae. The record is from RefSeq and is a predicted model, not a curated record. The coding region runs from base 402 to 2381 and encodes 659 amino acids. The transcript has 10 exons. Gene Ontology annotation, cellular component: membrane.
AUUGUAGCAGACUAUAUCUCUCAUCACAAAUAACCCACUCUCUCCAGCAUCAUGCUUCCAAAACAAUACUUCUUUGCGUCAUGCCGACGCUGGUAGUGACGAACUGGUCCACUACACUCCUCCUAUCUUACCUUUCCUCCCCAGUCCUCUUCAACUCUCUCAUCAGGACCACAGGGAUGUGAUACACUGACACACACAAGGCUGCAGAACAACUUUAUUCAGCAGCCAGCGUUAUAUUUGGGAGUGGGGUUUGGACAACUAACUUGGCUGUAACUCCAGACUGAGGGGGGGUAAAUUAGUUAAGUGGGUGAGUGUGUUUUGGUUUUCUUUUUUUUUUUUCUUUCUUUCUUUUUAAGCAGUAAAUACAACUCAGCAGCCCUGUCCUGUGUUGUAUUUCCCAUAUGUCGCGGAAGCAGGUCGACCAUGACUACAACCUCCGGAGUAUGAGCAACCUGAUGGGCGAGCGGUGGAAGAAAGUGAACGACGGAGGAGAGCGGAGUCUCAUCAAGGCUCCGUCCAGCGCCAGCAUCAGCAGCCAGGGCGCCUCCGCCGGAGCUUCCGCUGCAGGUGCCCCAGCACCACCACCACCACCACCAGCAGCCUCCUCCUCCUCCACCACUGGGGACCUGGAGAGGGCUGCCCGCAAGCAGUUCCAGCAGGAUGUCACGCCCGGCUUCGUCUAUGUCCUGGCCGUCUUCUCCGCCCUGGGUGGCUUCCUGUUCGGCUACGACACCGGGGUGAUCUCCGGGGCGAUGCUCCUGCUGAAGAAGGAACUGGACCUGAGCGCCCUGUGGCAGGAGGUGCUCAUAUCAAGUACUGUGGCCGCGGCUGCCCUGUCUGCCCUGCUGGGCGGCUUCCUCAACGGGCUCUUCGGGCGCAGAGUGUGCAUACUGUUGGCCAGCUUCUUCUUCACCGUCGGGGGGAUCGUGCUGAGCACCGCCCCCAGCAAAGAGGUGCUGCUGACGGGGAGGCUCAUCGUCGGAGUGGGGCUUGGUAUCGCCUCCAUGACAGUGCCCGUGUACAUCGCCGAGGCCUCCCCGCCGCACCUCAGGGGUCAGCUGGUGACCAUCAACACCCUCUUCAUCACCGGGGGACAGUUCAUCGCAAGCCUCAUCGAUGGCGCCUUCAGCUACCUGCAGCGCGACGGGUGGAGGUACAUGUUGGGCCUGUCAGUGCUCCCCGCUGUGCUCCAGUUCAUGGGAUUCCUGUUCCUGCCGGAGAGCCCUCGCUGGUUAAUCCAGCGCGGGCUGACCCAGAAGGCCCGCCGCGUGCUCAGUCAGAUCCGAGGCAACCAGAACAUCGACGAGGAGUACGACAGCAUCAAGAACAGCAUUGAGGAGGAGGAGAAGGACAGCGGAGGAGAUGGCCCGGUGAUCUGGCGGAUGCUGACCUACCCCCCGACUCGGCGGGCCCUCCUGGUUGGCUGUGGUCUUCAAAUGUUCCAGCAGCUUUCAGGAAUCAACACCGUCAUGUACUACAGCGCCACCAUCCUGCAGAUGUCGGGAGUGCGGGAUGACCGGCUGGCGAUCUGGCUGGCCGGGCUCACCACCCUCACCAACUUCCUGUUUACCCUGCUGGGAGUGUGGCUGGUGGAGAGAGUGGGACGCAGGAAGCUCACUCUGAGCAGCAUCAUAGGUACAUGUUUGAGUUUGAGUCUUUUGGCCAUCGGGUUUCUGAUAUCUGCCCAGCACAGUCCUCCUGUCACCUUUCACCCAUUGGACCCCGCCAUUGCCAACUCUACCUGCUCCAAGUACCAGCUGUGCGAGCCGUGCAUGCUGGACCCCAGAUGUGGUUUCUGUUACCGUGAGAACGGCUCGGCGCUCCUCACCUCCUCCUGCGUUCCCGUCAAUAAGGCCUCCACCGAGCAAGCAGCGUGGGGCAGAUGCUCCAACUCCAGCCUGAUGAGAGAUCACACCUACUGGGCCUACAAUUACUGUCCCACCUCCUACUCCUGGAUGGUUCUACUGGCGCUGGUGCUCUACCUGGCUGCUUUCGCUCCAGGCAUGGGUCCAAUGCCAUGGACCAUCAACUCGGAAAUCUACCCUCUGUGGGCGAGGAGCACAGGGAACGCCUGCGCAGCCGGAGUCAACUGGACCUUCAACAUUCUGGUGUCGCUCACCUUCCUCCACCUGGCUCAGUACUUCACCUACUACGGAGCUUUUUUCCUCUACUCCAGCCUGGCCUUGCUAGGUUUUGUCUUCAUCUAUGGCUGCCUGCCAGAGACCAAAGCCCGGCGUCUGGAGGAGAUCGAAGCGCUGUUCGAAAACCAGCUUUGUUCCUGCGGCGCCUCCGAUUCAGACGAAGGACGGCAGGUUGAGUACAUUCGGGUCAAAGGGUCAAACUACCAUCUAUCGGACAACGACGCAUCUGACGUGGACUAGGGAGAAUGUUAGGGUUGGUAAACCCCCUCUGGAUGUUUCAUUAGCUUUAGUGAUUACUGAAACAUGCACAGUGGUUGGGUCUGUAAUAUUUAUAUUUUUUUGCGCGAGAGCUGAGGAGUCAUUAACUCCCCUCAGUGUGAGGUUAAAAAUAAGAGUUUAAAAGGCCUUUUGCUUGUAUCAGUAAUGUGAGUUCACUUUCACAUCAGUCAAUUCAGGAAUCCAAAAUCACUGACAAUGCUUUAGUUUGAGUAUGAAUGUUUUAUUUUCAGCCUAAACUCUGAAUUGAGGGUGAACUGAAACAUUCCCCUUUCCACACAUAAUAGACCUGAACAUAAAAACAUACAGGUCCAGUGUCUUUGUGGUGGACACUUGGGCAGGAAACAUGACUGUUGAACACACACUGAAAAUACUAAAUAUAAGGGACUCUCUCAUGUCCACUGAUGAUGAUGUACUUCACAAAGGGGGAGGUGGAAAAUGUCCCUAAUAUUUUGUACAUUCAUUUAGUAAAUAUUAAUUGCGAUUUAAAUGUGAUGUUGUACGUACAGUAUAAUAAAGUAUAACACGACACAGCCAUCCUACGGCAUCAUGUCAGAAUUUGUUUCCAUUGAAACCGCUACAGUAACUGUGGCCUUGGAAACCAGGUUUGUGCGUCCACGCGAUUUUUCCGCUGGCAUGACAGCAGUUGUAACUUAUCGUUGAUCUACAGUAUAGUACCAUUAUGCCUUUUUUUUAUGUGAAACACAUCUCAGUUAAAUGUCGUUUAAGCUUGUAGCAAUGCACAUUAAUGUCAGUUCCUCACGAUGACAGUCUUAAGCUUGUGUUUGGUCUCACAUUUUUAUGAAAAACAAACACCAGAGAUGUACAGCGUAUUGUUUAAAUUUAGCAGACUUGUAUUGUCAGUGGGUGCCUAAGCAAAACCACUUACCACUGUAGUAGCACUGAAAGGAAUAAAAGUUCUGUUGCCAUAGUUUCUAAUUUAUUUCUUGAAAUACGAUUUUUUUUUCUCUAUCAGGUUUGCAACAAAUUACUAAUUGCUUUAGCAUUGUCUGUUUUUUCAGUUUCGGCCCUUUAUUCUGUUGCCUCUAAAAAUGCAGUUUUUAACAUAAUACUAUGGAGACUACAGUUUAAUGUCACUGUCAUGGCCUACGCUAUGAACCAAUGUUGAUGAACCUGCAUGUGUCAUUAACCACAGCUGGUUGUUAUUGCUGGAUAUAUUGUGCAUUUAAUAUUCAGCAAAGACGACCAGUCUGUUCUGUCUGUGGUGGUGAAGUAAAACCUUAGUUUUAUGAUUGAGAUUUCAAGUAUUUCAUUCUGUCUUAACAUGAUUAUAUUAGUGCCUGUGUAUUGUGAAGGUGCCUAAUGGCCAUUUUUCAGUCACAUUCCCUAAGUGGACAUGUAUGUAUUAUGUCAUGUUAUGAUAACUACUAUGUCUGCAUAGCUUUUUUUUUAUUUGACAUGUACAUAUUUGCAUUUCAGCUGUGAUGGAAUAUUAUUUUUUUACUAUCAUUUCAUGUAUGUAGAUUUCUGUCUUCCUCCAUAGCCUUAUGUACAAAUAGCAGAGCAUAUCAUUUAUGUGGUUCUCGUGUCAAAAGUCCAGGAGUAGGAUUUAGUGUAAUUUGCCAGUGUUGUUUUGUAAAGUAAAACUGUGUGAGGUUACACCUUUGUUAGUCACAUAGGUUUCAGUGUAUCAAAAACUGUUAACACCGGAGUAACUUUAUGUAACAAAACAAAUCCGGUAAAUAAGGCGUUAACAGGCUGCGCUGCUACUGUCACGUGGCAGGCGAAGGACAGUGAAUUUUUGACAUGUGGGUCCUAACCCAUCAUGAAUUAAUACAAUUUAAUACUUUUUAUGGAAGUUGUUUAUCAAAAGCCGUGGCACAAUGUGGUGACAUGUUAAGUGAUCCAUCAAAAGUGAAUAGUAUUUUCAAGGUGUCACACUCACGCAUGGAUGCCUAUGGAAACGGUAGAUUGGUACAAAAGCAACUAGAACCAUAUUCCAUUCUAAUAAAUGGUAAGAGAGUAAUAACAUAGCGCGCUAGCUUCAAUCAAUCUGUUCUUCAAUCAAAGUUAGAAAAUAUAAACAUAGAUGUCCCUUAAGCAGCUUUACACGACCAUAUUCAGCUCAUUAUCUACAAAUCAUUAUAGUUUAUAUCAGCUGAUCAGUUUCAAAAGCAUGCCAUUAGUCUUUGAGUGAUUCCCUUCCCUACAAGCAGUUGCUGUUUUUUAUUAAUUUCAAUAAGCAUUGGAACUUGCACGGACUUUAAACUUGGUAGAAAAAAAUGUAAAAUCAUAGCAAACAUUUAAAGCAAAACAACCUCAUCACAAAAAUCUAUCAUCAGGUGAACUUAAAAAUCUGUCAUACGCUUUUGAAAAUGAUCAGCAACUAUGUAAAAUACCUGUGAUUUCUAGUUAUGGAGCUAAAACAUGCAAAACAUCUGGAGUAUGGUCCUUUAAGCCAAUGGGAUAAAGGAACCCAGCAGUUUACAUAACUUUUGGUAACAAGUAAUUAUGAGAAUGGUCCCUCAUAUCCUGUUUAUUCAGUUAUCAGAAAAAGAUGAUUGACGUAGACCAGUUUUUCUGCUCUGUGAGUUAUAACUUUACUAUGUAACAUUAUUCUCCCCUAAAAUUGGCUCGUUAACCUUUUCAACUAAUGGGGAUUACUUUCUAUGUGCUUAAAAGUUAAAAAAAAUAACCAUGAUUCAAAACUUGAAGGUAUUGUUUUAACUGUUAGUUUCAAUUGGUUCAGGGUGAGGUGUCUCAAAAUCACACAACCUAGUUUUGUACUGAGAGUAUUAUUACAGAUAAAACACACACACACACACACACACACAAAGAUGAAGCUGUCCGUAACACAGACUGUGUAAUGAAAACUUGUGUCAACCAAAUAUUUAACGUGAUCGUUUCAGGCUGCACCUUAUCCAUGAUAGUGUGGUGUCCAGCCCUUAACAUCCAGUUGUGUUAACACCGUCCUCUACCACAGUGGGGACAUUUAAUGUGUACUUAUGGUGAAAUGGUUGCAGUUUUUCUCUAUGUGAACCAGCUAUGUGUGUUUCUACAGUUUACGAGGAACUACAAAAAUACAAAUAAAAACUGAAAAAGAGUGCUGUAUAGUUUAUUUGAUUAUUGUUCGAGCUGUAAAUGUUUUGCUAGAGUUUAUAUUCUAUAAAAAAUAAAUAUCUUCAUGAAAUCUUAACACUUGAAUAUGUAUAUGGGGAAAGAAAUAAACUUAUGAGUCAGA